Protopolystoma xenopodis is the source of this 411-nucleotide messenger RNA. The record is from the annotation of a GenBank genome assembly. Lineage: Eukaryota; Metazoa; Platyhelminthes; Monogenea; Polystomatidea; Polystomatidae.
AUGGGUCCUUCACAUGAGUUUGACGAAAUACGACGACAAGAAUGUGUCCAAAGUUGGUUAGUGUCUGUGCUUGGGGAGAAUCCGAUGGGCAAAGUGACUUCAUUCAGCCUUGAUUACGGCCAAGGAAGCACAACAGAAUCACCGUUGCUCCGGAAUAAUCGAGGGCCUCAUCGUCGACCGGGGAGCUCGGAGGAGGUUUUUGCUGAGUUGGUCGCAACAUUUUCGCUGCUCCCAAUCGAGUCUCUGGCGCUCCUCUCCUCCGGUUGGAAACUGGCAUCGGAAGGCCUCACUUUGGUUGACAGCUCCUCCUGUCCAUGGCUUGGCUUCGCAGAACUCGCCUCGGUUUCUGCUAAAAAAGAGAGGAAAUAUGCAAUUAGUCUGUCCUCUUUCCAAACUGUAGCUCAUGUCUAG